Dunckerocampus dactyliophorus (ringed pipefish) is the source of this 8238-nucleotide messenger RNA. RefSeq lists its product as uncharacterized. The record is from RefSeq and is a predicted model, not a curated record. NCBI's taxonomy places the organism in Eukaryota, Metazoa, Chordata, Actinopteri, Syngnathiformes, Syngnathidae. Gene Ontology annotation, cellular component: nucleoplasm. The transcript has 2 exons. Bases 405 to 7868 code for a protein of 2487 amino acids.
UGGACUCACAAGGCGCUUUGACCAAGGCCAACUCAAAAGGGAGGGGCAGAAAUGGAGAUGGGAGCAUCGGGAGGAUGCAAUGUGUCAGUGAGAGAUGCCCCUCUUUGCCUUUUCUAUUGAAGCCUGAUCCAUGCCACUGCUUUGGUACUCUGAAGCAGUGAGGGUCAGUCACAUUGUGCUCUACAAAGCUGCUCAUACUCACAUGGUGAACUCUUGAAUACUCGAGUAAUGCUGUGGAUUUAAGAGACUCUUUCUUGGAUGACUGGAAGAUAUUACAACACAGAGGAACUCAAUUCUCUUUGGAAAAGACUCAUCAUAUGCCGCAGGAACAGAAAGAACAAAGAGCAGGACUAGAGAGGCAGACUGGACGGCCACGGUGAGACAUUGGCACUUGUGGACUAGUGAUGGACAGCUGGACUCUUCAAGGGGACAGCUACUCCUUCCUACGCAGUGCACCCCGCACCCCAUAUUCCUUGUGCCAUCGGGACGGCACCCCUAACCACGUUGAAAUAUUUGACAUCAUCAGCUCUCCGAGCCAACGUGGGGCCAUCUCUGAGACCACUUGUCUAUGUGACAUAUUCGGGGAUGAUUGUGAGUCACCCUCUCUGUCCAGCAGCCCCGCCAUUGAGGCAUUUGUCCAUUUGUCCACAACAGCCGCAUCACCACCAGUGGAUGAUUUGAACGAUUCCUCGGGUUCGUACCACACUGCACCAUGCUCCAGUGAAGGAGAAGAGGGGCUUGACGACCAAGUAGAAAGGAUUCACAGCCCUCCACCGCAGGGUGAAUCCUGUGAGCCCGACAUAGAGAGCUCUGAACUUUCUAAAGAUAGUAGCUCCAGUUUUGAGUUGAAAAGUAAAUCACCCGCGCCUCAAAUUAGUGCUGAAGUUGACAGCACUGUUUUUAGGAAGAGGACACCCUCCCCUGGACGAAACAGCCCCUGUCAUCUAAUCUCAGCAGCUUCAUCUUUGUCUUCUCCCAGUGCUGAGACGAGAUGUUCACUCUCAGUACUUCAUCCAGGACAAAGUAAAGUCACUCAAGGAAAUAACAGCCCCUCACAUCAAUCAUUAACUCCGAGUACUUCCCCUGCAUCUAUGAACUGUAACAUUGCAUCCUCUCCUGAAUCAGUGAACCUCCAGUCUGAGCUUAAUGAAGCAGGACCCACUGAUGUUUCUUCUCAAGCUUCAAAUGUAGACUCUGCAUCCAACCUUCUUUCUCAUUUUCCUUCAUCUGGCUAUAGAAAACACCAGUCUGGACUUUCUGUUCUCCCUCCUGAGCUGAAUAAUAGGCCUUCCUCACCGGAUACUCCAUCAUCAUCUCCCUUCCCUGAGCUGAGAGGAAGGGUGUCCCUUCCUGAUCUCAUGAGCAGAGGCUCCACGCCUGAUAUACAAGUACAAAACUCUAUCCAAAACUCUGAGUUGGUUGGAGAUCUCCCCAAAGAAAGUACGACUACUCCUGAAAACCUAAACGGAGGUCUGGAAGCUGACAUUAGCAGUGCCACGUCAACGCCUGUCCCUCGGUACACGCCCCCUGCUCCUGUUAUUUCAUUCAUCCAAUCUCAUGAGAAGAGUGGUGUUUUUCCUGAAUUAAAGCACACCUCUCCAUCACCUGACCUGCUGAUUGCUCCAUCUAUGAAUAAGAGUGGACCAAGAAAUCCCUCGCCUGGACUCUCCAGGCCUAAUUCUACAUCUUCUGAAAUCAUCACCCAGGCCUGUUCACCUGUGGCCAGCUAUAGUUUAUCUCCAUCCCCUGGAGUUAGGAGCACAUGUUCUUCCAUUGAAAGUACACACACGGCUCCUUCACCCGAAAUCCGCAUCACAGCAUCCUCACCUGAGGUCAAAAGGAAAGAAUAUAUCUCUGGAGAUCACACAACACCAAACUCUCCUCUUUUAGAGUCAUCAAGGAGUACCGCCUCGUCCCCUCACAUCACAAGGAUUCCUUAUUCUGUUGUUCAACCUGAGGACGGGGACACUUCCAUGCUCCCUGAGCUGUGUCGUCUUCCCACACCUGAGUCUGAUAGGAUUCGAGCAUCUGCCUCAAACAGAGUGAGUACACCAUGCGAAUCAUCUCCUGUAUCAGGCUUCAUAUGUGCUGAAAUAAUUCAGUCCAGGUCUCAAACAUCUUCACCUCAGUCAACACGACACACUCCCUCACCUGAGCUGAGACAUCAAAGCCAAAAUUCUUCACCUGAGCACAGAAGUAGAGAUCCAUCACCUGCUACACCCUCUCCAGUGCACAGAUAUAAUCAGUGUUCACCAUCAACCCUCUCAGCCGAGUAUAAUACCCACUGUUUACUGCCUACUCCGCCCUUGGAUACACAUGAGCAAGUUAUCGCCUCCUCACCUGAUAUUGCAGAAACACAGGACGGCACUGAGUUGGAAACAGAGAGUGUACAGCCUGCAUCAGAAUCGGACAAGGUAGAAAAAUCAUUUCUAACUAACAGCAGUUCACCUGUUGUGCAAUUCCGGUCACUAGUGUCUAAUUCACCUUUCUUGGCGAAGGAAAAGUUUGACAAAUCAUUGAUUCACCAACAUCCAAAGGAUAGACUUACAAUAAAAGAAUCCUCAUAUGAGGAAAAUCAAGACCCUCUCCCGAUGAGCCAUUUUAAUAGCCCUACUAUCGAAAACAACUCUUUUCCAGCUCAUUUUCUGUUCAGUGGCGCAGCCAACAAAUCUUUACUGAGAGAAGAAAAACGACUGAAUCAACAUACACAUCAUUUAUUGAAGUCUGACAACAAGAAGUCACACUGUGCAUUUGAUCAUUCAAGGCAAAAACUUGGAGACAGAGCAAGGUUUGCACAAGAUAUGGCGCACCAUGUAAACAGGAGGAAAACUCCCUCUCCGCCACUAACCAGAUUUACGCCUGUACACAUUAUAGCCCCAGAGAAACCACGCAGACACUGGCAGAGUAGAGGCCACCCUGACUCUGUAGCAUCUUCACACAGUGGUUAUUUAAAGAAGGCUGUGACAAAUAGGGAAAGCCCCAAUGAUAAUAAUAGUCAGCCCCACAGCGUCACACUGGGGAAGCAAUUGGAGAUGGAGAGGAAAAUGCAGCUGGAAGAGGAGAGAGAAAGGCAAUCGAGGAGGACCAAGAGAGAAAAGGGAGGGAGGGAGGAGUGGGAGGAGUGGCAAAGGGAUGCCAGUUACAGAGGGGAACAGGUUGAGCUGUCAUUCAAUGCCAAAAAUAGAAAAGGGCCUGCGAGUCGCAGUACAGCCCCCACAAGCAGAGAGAGUCGUCAGGGAAUGCCAAUCGUGCAUUCCUAUUCAGAGAGCUUGCCUACCACCAGACCGCCACAGGAACAGCAAAGUCUGCUCAAACUUGCCUCCCAACAAGACAAGAGUGGAGGUCCGACCAGGCGACUUCAGCCGCCCUCACCGCAGAACAAGAUUAGUGCUCGAUCAGUCACAAACAAGCCCGGCAGGAGUUCGAGCUCCAGUAUGGGAAGUGAGUUGGAUGAGGCAGAUAAUGAGGUGAAGUGGCUCACAGACGUGGCUUUUCGUAGCCUGUCCAGCCCAGAGGUAGAUUAUCUCGACAUGUACAACUCCAGCCACCGAUCAUCUACCAACAUCUCCCAGCCAUCUACUCAAGAGAGCCCAGCUGGGGUCAGUAGUGCCUGGCCGACCUAUGCUGACUUUAGGGGUUCUGCUUCAAAGCUGGAUAAUGACGAGUUCUUGUUCCAGCAACAACUUCUAUACCAUUCAGACGAAAUGGAUCCAUCACGCUGCAAUGAGAUGGGAAGCUUUGAGUGCAUAGAUGUGGCUGUGGAAAGAGAAGACUCUAGGAAGGUGAGAAGAGGAGUACCAAAGAGACAGAUCCAGUUGAAGAGAAAGGAAAGUAAGGAUGACAGCAGUGAAAAUAACAGUCCUGGAAUUGCUGUGAUGGAGAACAGCACUUCACUUGAAAGGCAUUCCAGAGAGGCAUUCCUGAGACAAUACAGUACACCAGCAGAAGUCCAAGAAUGUUACACUCCUGAGCUCUGCACUGAUCCUGAGUACAAUGAAAGAAAAAACAAACUGCAGAAAUCUGUUUCUCUGGAUGAAACAUCCUCUAAGACCAAGAUGGCCACUUGUCUUAUAAAAAACGUUCUGUCCAAGAAGAUGCAAGGUGUUGAUAAGCAACCCGAUGAGCCUGAUGGAGAGGAGGUGAGACCAACCUUUGGAGAAAACAACGCCACUGAGGACAACCUUGAGUGCCUUCUAUAUUCAAACCCAUCAAAAGGUCCUGCUGUGAAAGCAGAACAAAGCCAAAGAGAUGACGUCAGGCCAGCAAACAGCUAUGGAGACAAAUCCAACAGGCCAAGUUCAAACAGCAGCAACAGAAUUGCUAACCUUUCACACACUGACAACCAACAGUCUGAUUCUCAAGAUGGGAAUACAACUGCACUACCAUCUGAAAUUAGAUCCCAGCUAAGAGUGCCAUUGGAUAUCUGUCAGUCAAAAGGUGGAGUACAACCUAUAGAUGACAGAAAAACACGGCAGGAGAGAGAGGGAGGUGACUCAGCAAAUGUCACUGCCGGGAACACAGGAGAUACUUCUGCUACCAAAGCCUUCAGCGCGCACACAAGGAUGGCAAGCCAACAACAGGAAUGUGAAAACACAGAAGUCCAUAAACAACAGCAACAGGGUGAUAAGAGCAGCCAUACGCCACUGGAAACACAGGAGACUAAACUGAAAGGUGGUGAGAAAAAGAAAGCGUCUCUCAAUGUCUGCCUUACACCUGAGGCAGAAAAAAAUCCAGAAACAUCUCCAGCAGAUUUCAGACAACAGGAUGAAAAAGUCCAAGAGACUAAUGUAGAUGUCAAAAUGGAGGACAAUGAGAGGAAUGGGGAAAAUAAAAUAAAAGGCCCCAUCCACAAAGUCAGAGAUGUUAGAAGACUUGUUAAGAACACAUAUAAUCUGUCAUUCAAGGCAACCAGUUCUGUGUCACCCUCAGAUAUUAAUGAAGAAAAUGAUGUGAAUUCGAAUGACAAAAACGAGGAUGGAAUAAAAGAGGAUGUGAGAAAAAAGGUGCAAGGAAAGACCGACGAGAUGCGAGGGGAAAGGACAAAUAAGUGCAUGGUGGAGAAGAGAGAGGAACAAAAGGUGGAGGUGAACAAUGAAAAUCUACCUCUGCAGAGCGAAGGGAAGCCUUCAUCUCAGUUACACCCGAUGCAAAUACAAUGCAAGGCAGUUUGCUGGAGGGAUGACAAGAACAAAAGCCAUAAAGACUUAGAUGACAAAACACAGGCUUCUUCAAAUAGAGAGCAAAACUGCACUGCAGGCAUACAACAAGGGACACAAGAACAACCAGUUAAGGGAGCAACUACCAAGUCUUCAAGUCAGACUUCUGAUAUGGAGGCAGAAACAUUGAAGGAGACAAACGAUGAGGCAGUGAUGAGAUCAGACAGAAAACCUCCCAUGCUAGGAAGUCUCCCCAAAUUGCCCAGCAAGGAAAGAGAAGUGUCCACUGCUGUUGUGUUGAUUAGGGAUGGAUCCAGCCAGGCAAAGACAAGUGCACCACUAAUCCAGGAAAAGGUGCACACCUGUCCCCAGGUCGUAGCUUCCUCACCUUCACCUGACAUCACAACCAGUGGUAGCGCCCCAAGCAACAGUAGUCAUUCAGUGUCCAUGUUAUUAAAGGAGAAAGGCUACCAAGCUGACAUUGGAGCAGUGGUGGGUGACAACCAGAAUUCUACUGGAGGAAAAGGGGUCCCACGUAAGCAUGUGAAUUGCUUGGAGAUCCCACUUCAGACACCUUCAGAUGGUCGAAAUGAACCCCGUAGAGAGAAGACAUUUUCUUCUUCAUCCACCAUGUCCAGCCCAUCAUUGUCGUGCGUCCAUGCAAAUAAACCACCCAAGACUAGAGAGGACGAGAUGGGUCUUAUCAAGCAAAAAGACAGCAUCCCACAAGGAUCCUCACAGGACCAGCUUCCAACUCUAAACAAACAAAAGGAACAUGGAGAUUUUGAAGGAGUGAAAAGACAGGAUGCUACUUUCCCCCCGAGGUCCCCUGCCAUACGACGAUUCAGACCUCAGCCCAUUGAGGUGAAGUCCCUUUCAAAAGAGACAACCACAAAACGAGAGAUGACCACCAACAGCCCUAAAAGCAACAGGCUACAAACCAUAGAGGUUAAAUCUAUUGCGAAAAAUUCUGACAAGCCUGUCGUACCCCCAAAACCGACCUGCAAAUUUAAACCUCCAGAUUUUGGAGCCAAGACCAGUGAGGCACCAUCCAACUUAAAACCUCAAAGUGAGGAGCGAUCUCAAACAAUUGUAGUGUCAUCUCCUACAAUCUACAGAAAGAUACCCACUGAGGCCACCUCAACGUCUAACCAAACAAGAAAACUUGCUGUGUCUGCCGUAUCCAGCCUCAAACCCCCGUCAAGCAAAAUAACAACAACCAGCAUCUCAAGCCUCGCAAACCAGUCAGCAACAGAGGCUUCUAAAGACAGAGGUCAGCAGCAGCACCCACGGGCGUCACCUGUGAGAUUGGCGCACGCUACAUCUGCUUCAUCAGCUGCACCAAGUAUCACCUCAACUGAGGGUGAUCUGAUUGCAAACCAGGUCCCUGAAGUUUUACAUGCGAGCCAGACAGCUGCUGUGGAAACAGACACACAUGAAGCAGCCACGUCGACAACUUCAAGCCAUCCCAAACCUCCUGCUGCUGUCUCCGCAACAGGAUACACACAGCAACAAUACCGCAGGUCAUUGUCCAGCGAGUGCACCCAAAGGUCCACUGACCAUUUCAAUAGCUCUGAUGACCCUCCAAGCUAUGAUGAAAGAGAGAGCUUUAGUCCCCUCAUGCCAGAUUUAACACCGAGGAGGUCAAAUCGCUAUCAGAACAUCUCCCACCCUCCUCCUUGUUCCUGUACAGUAGGCUUCCCUCCUCCUCAGCCUGUUCUCCCACCUCCUCCGCCUCCACCUCAUCAUCAUCACCAUCAUUACCACAACCUCACCCCACCAGCCCCUCCACACUCCCCAGGUCAUGUCAUACCUUACCAAGUCCCCCUCCGUCACCACCAGUGCAGAGCUGAUCCUCAGCCUACAAGCUUCCAACCAAGCUCAUCACCCAAGUCAGGUCCAUUUGGUCCAAGCCAGCCGUCCACCGUUUACCAGCCUCUACACCAGCCUCCCCCGUGCCCUACCCACCCUUCACUUAUGCCGGCUGAUCGCCCCGUGCCCACUGACCCCCGGCGGCUCCCUCCACACAGAUCCCCCCAGCAGCAGCCACCAAGCAUACCUGGUGCUCCUUAUAGUGAUUCUGGGCACAGUCACUCCCCUGGCCUGGGUCCCAUGGAUCCCCAGUAUCUAUAUGGGUCCGAGUAUGGGGGUGACAGCUCCAGUUUGUACUCAGAGAGCAACUAUGGACAGACACCUCGCAGAGUCCUCCUGGAUCCUGAAACAGGGAAGUAUUUUUACAUAGAGGUGCCGAUGCAGCCUUUGAGGAAGAUGUUGUUUGACCCAGAGACCGGCCAGUAUGUGGAAGUUCUCAUCCCCCAGCAAGCCAUGUCUCACUCAGGCUUAUAUCCUCCAUCAGCAGCCCCAUACUCAUCCCUCCCCAAUCCCAAUAUGUACGGCUCUGCUCCACAAUACAUGCCCUACGCAGCUCCCCCUCCGCCUGCUCACCCCCAGUCUCAGCACCAGCCACCCCGAUAUCCUGAGGCAUCUGCUACGGCAGCAGUGCACCCAAAUGGACCCAGUAGCAGCUUCAGGAACUGUUCUGCUCAGGGGUCAAAGGCAGAACCCCAAAACCAUCCACCGUUGGACCAGAGCUACCUGGAUGGUAUGUAUUAUGUUCCCACAGGAAUGAACACAAGCUCCAAUGCCACCCCUCCUGUCUACUACCAUAAACAUCCCGCCAGCCUUCCCCCAUCAGGGGGGAAAAGGUCCUGAAAUAGAGGCUCCGUCUUCCUGGAGCCUGUGGAGUUUUAAAUACACACUGUAUAAAGAGGGUGCCUAAUGUUAGCUUGUAAUGUUAUUUGAGUUUUCAUGCUGCAAUUGAAGAUGGUUGUUGUUUAUUUGCUGAUACUACUUGUUGUCUGCCCAACUGCUAUAAGAAUACAAUAACAACACAAUUAUUGGGAUAAAGCCUUAAAAACACAUGACUUUCUAUGUUAUACGUACCUGAACAUGAAUAUUUUAUAACUUUUGAUACAAGACUGUACACUCGCAGGUCAUGCAGAAACACUAAAGAGCAGGCUGCAAUUGUGUGUACUUUAACAACAAAAUGUCCCCAAAAAACUUGAAACUAGCAUUGUAAAAG